CGGACUGUCCCGGCUGGUUCUCUGCAGCCUGGAGGUGGAGAGAAGCUCCCCGCUGACUGGACAUCAGCACCCGGUCGGUUCGGAACCGAUCCGAGCUUUUUAAACAACUUCCGCUUUAAAAACAAGCCCGGAAUAAAUCAGGAACAUCAGCGGAGACUCCCCACGUCUUCACCCCGCCGACUGCUGCCUCUGCCGGGGCGCGCUCGGAGCGGCGCACCGCUGGUCUCCGCUGGACCCAAACGGAUCUCCAGUUCAUUGGUUCCGAUGAAACGUUCUCCAGCAGGCUGCUGAACCUCUUCAGACAGAGCAGUGCCGCCAUGCUGAAGCCGGGUGACCCCAGCGGUUCGGCCUUCCUCAAGGUGGACCCGUCCUACCUGCAGCACUGGCAGCAGCUCUUCCCGCAGGCCCAGCUCAAGGCUCCGCUGGCCCCGCCACCGCCUCCGCCUCCACCAGACCGCCUCUCCAUCGCCGUGGACGCCCUGCGCCCGUCCCGCCUGCACGCGCACCUCCUGGCCUGCACAUCCUCUUCCUCAUCUUCCUCCGCCUCCUCAUCCUCCGCAGCUCCUUCCUCUUCCUCCUCCAUCUCCGCCCCCGCGGGCCUCGCUCAGCUGCCCGUCCCGCAGCAGAUCGCGCUCUUCGGGCAGGCGCUGGCCCCGGCGCCGGGGGCCGCGGCGGACCUGGUGGUGGUGGUCCCCCCGGACAACCAGCAGGGCCACAACCCGGCCGCGGAGCUCCUCCAGCAGGCCAAGGAGCAGCGGUGCGCGGCGGUCGGGGUGGUGUCGUCCAGCGUGAAGGGCGGCGGCGCGGAGGAGUGUGGGAAGGCUGCGGGGGGGCGAUGCAAGCUGACCUCCGAGGAGCUGGACUACUACCUGUACGGCCAGCAGAGGAUGGAGAUCAUCCCGCUGAGCAACCACACCGGGGAGCUCAACAACCGUUGCGACAUGUGUGCAGAUAACAGGAACGGCGAGUGUCCGAUGCACGGCCCUCUUCACUCACUGCGCCGCCUGGUGGGCACCAGCAGCACUGCAGCGCCAGUUCCUCUGCCGGAUGUCCCUGAUUGGCUGAGGGAUCUGCCCAGAGAGGUGUGUCUCUGCACCAGUACGGUUCCCGGUCUGGGUUACGGGAUCUGUGCCGCCCAGAGGAUCCCUCAGGGAACCUGGAUCGGCCCGUUCCAGGGCGUCCCCCUCCUGGUGGAUAAACUGCACUCCGGGGCCGUCAGGAACACCAGACACCUGUGGGAGAUCUAUGAUGCAGAGGGAACGUUGCAGCACUUUAUAGAUGGAAACGAUCCCAGUAAAUCCAGUUGGAUGAGGUACAUCCGCUGUGCGAGACACUGUGGGGAGCAGAACAUGAUGGUGGUCCAGUACAGGUCGUGCAUCUUCUACAGAGCCUGCAUGGACAUCCCCAGAGGGACGGAGCUGCUGGUUUGGUACAACGACUCGUACACGUCCUUCUUCGGCAUCCCGCUGCAGUGCAUCGCUCAGGACGAAAACCUCAACGUUCCAGCUACAGUGGUGGAGGCCAUGAGCAGACAGGAAUCCCUCCAGUCCUUCAGCAAAAACAGCAAGCCGUCCUCGUCUUCAUCGUCCUCCUCCUCCUCCCCUCCGGCCGCCCUGCUGCGCUCCAUGGUCUUCCCCCACUCCCCCUGCUCCCGGAGCUUCUCGCUGCUGGACAAGGUCGGGGUCGGAGUUCAGUCGGACUCCGGCUUCGGCCAGCUGGGCUCGAAGAACCAGCGGGUUCUGGCGAGCCCGACCUCCACCAGCCAGCUGAGCAGCGAGUUCAGCGACUGGCAUCUGUGGAAGUGCGGCCAGUGCUUCAAGACCUUCACCCAGAGGAUCCUGCUGCAGAUGCACGUCUGUCCGCAGAACCCCGACAGGCCGUACCAGUGUGGCCACUGCUCCCAGUCCUUCUCGCAGCCGUCGGAGCUGAGGAACCACGUGGUGACGCACUCCAGCGACCGGCCCUUUAAGUGCGGAUACUGCGGCCGCGCCUUCGCCGGCGCCACCACCCUCAACAACCACAUCCGGACGCACACCGGAGAGAAGCCGUUCAAGUGUGAGCGCUGCGACCGCAGCUUCACGCAGGCGACGCAGCUCAGCCGCCACCAGCGACUCCCCAACGAGUGCAAACCGGUCAACGAGAGCAGCGAGUCCAUCGAGGUGGAUUAACCUCUGACCUCCGGCUGGCCGCCGCCUCACCGUCCAUCCAUCCGUCCACACCUCAGAGUCUGACCCGUCCAGACGUCUGCCCUCCUCUCUUCCCGCCGCGGCGUUCCCGGACUCCACCGACGUUCAUCCUGUUUACAGAAAUCUAAAAUCGCGGCAGAAAUCAGCCGAUCCUCUGCUCUGGUUCUGCUGCCGGACUCGUGCAGAAACAGAUCCGGGUUCAGAGAAACGGAGUGAAAACCACCAAACCAAAGAUCGGAGCGUCGGAGCGUUCUGGACACGGAUAUUUACUGGAGACGUCUGGGAAAACCACCAUGCUUUGUUCCAAAGAAAACCUUCUGAAAAGCCAAACAAAGCGACUGAUUGUCUUCCUGCAGCUUCACCUCCAGGUGACGGACAGAGAGGCUCACCGACCCGUUUACGGCCCAAACCCACAGCAGCGACUGCAGAACCAGAAAGAGAAAAACAUAUUCUAUUUAUCUUCCGGCUCAUAUCGUGCUGCAAGCACUUUUUAUUUUGGAACGUUAAGUUAAUAUUUGCAGCUGUAAUGUUGAUAGAUGUACAGAGGGAUUUCUUAUAGAAAUGAUCCCAGAGUUAAUAUGAAGCAUGACUUCAAUCAUCUUCACAUUCAGACGUUUCUACUUCCUGUUUCCUGUUUUCUAAAUCUUUGAAGGAAACUCGACUCUGAAUGUUUUAAACUCUCCUUCCUUCUUCUCUCAAAGAGUUUAUUUGAUGCACCGAAGCCUCAGACGUGUAAAUAAUGAUGAAGAUCCGGUUUGUAUUAAAACAGUCGUCGUGCCUGAGAGUUAAAAAGCUUUAAAUCGGCUCCGAUCCAAAGAAACACCGAAAAUCAGCACAGAGGGAUGUUUCACUGAGGAGGGGAGCUGGCGACAUGUUUCACUUUAAUAAUAAAACACUUUGAUUUGACGACAUGGCGACUCGUCAUCAACGUCACUGACAGGUUCUGGGCAUUUCAGAAUAAAAGACUGAAAUGAGGGAGACAACUCAGCGUUUUAUUAAAAUGUUGAUUCUACUGGAUCCGCCCACUGGAGCGGUUCCCUCUUCAGAACCCGGCUGAUUUAAAUCCGGACUCUGAGUCCUGAGGAACUCCUCCCUCCUGAGUGAAGCAUCUCUGUUUUCACGGCGCAGACUGAGCCGAUGCUGGAUGUGUACAGGUUUUAUAUGAUGCAUCAGAUCCACUUCCUGUUUGGAUCCACUUCCUGUUUGGAUCCAGAGGAUCUGAAGUCAGUUUGAUCUGUGAUUUCUAAAACUUUCCAUGUUUAAUACGAACCAAAGAUCCAGGCUGAGUUCAGGUUCUGCUUCCUGCCGUUGGUCGGAUCUCUGCAUGAGUUUCUCUCUUCUGGUUUUGUUUUUUAACAAACAUAAAUCAAAAUGACUUUGAUCCGCUGGAAAUAAAACUGACAUCCUUUUGAUUCUGAUCUGCAACUUUCUGAUUUUUUCCUUCUGUUUUAUUUUUACAUUUUCACCAUAAAGAGUUUCUGAGCCUAAAUGACCAGAUCCACAGAAAAAAGCAAGAAUAAAAUGUUUAUGUUGA
Poecilia latipinna (sailfin molly) is the source of this 3720-nucleotide messenger RNA. RefSeq names its product PR domain containing 6 (gene prdm6). The record is from RefSeq and is a predicted model, not a curated record. Gene Ontology annotation, molecular function: histone methyltransferase activity; protein binding. The transcript has 9 exons. The coding region runs from base 318 to 2168 and encodes 616 amino acids. Gene Ontology annotation, cellular component: nucleus. Gene Ontology annotation, biological process: regulation of gene expression. Lineage: Eukaryota; Metazoa; Chordata; Actinopteri; Cyprinodontiformes; Poeciliidae.